AUGAAUGGGGAGUUUGAUAUGCCGGCCGGCGCUUGCGCUGCGUGCAGGUACCAGCGCAAGAGGUGCGACGAGAGCUGCGUUCUCGGGCGGUACUUUCCGCUGGAAAGGGCUGAGGAUUUCGAGAACGUGCAGAGGCUGUUUGGGAUUCAGAACGCCGUGAAGAUACUCAACUCGGUGGCGGAGAAUGAGCGGGAGAAGACUGUGGAAAGCCUUAUUCUGGAGGCGAGAAUGAGGAGGGAGAAUCCAGUGCACGGCCCCAUCGAGGUGGAGAUGAGGCUGCGGGCCGAGAUGGAGAAGGUGAAGAAAGAGCUGGACAUGGUCAAGAAAGAACUGAAGUUCUUCAAGGGAGAUGAUGAUCAUGAUCAUCAUCAACCUGGUUCUUCUACUGUUUGA
Molecule: messenger RNA, 393 nt
Organism: Sesamum indicum (sesame)
Lineage: Eukaryota; Viridiplantae; Streptophyta; Magnoliopsida; Lamiales; Pedaliaceae
Product: LOB domain-containing protein 22-like
Source: RefSeq, a predicted model, not a curated record